AAAAAAAUAUAAUAAAAAAGUGGCAUGUAGACAAUAAUGAUAUUAGCGAUUGUUAUUUUAGAAUUGUUUAUAAAUAGAUAGAUAGAUUUAAAUAGUAUUAAAAACACGGAGGGGUAGGUUACCACUAAAAAUUUCCGAAAUAAUUCUUGUAUUUUACAUCAAACUAAACGGGUAUCUCGAUUCUCAAGUUAUCGACAAACGGGUCUAGUAGGAUAAAAAUUUCAUAAUUCAAAGACUUGCCUUUUCCUCUUUUCCUUUUUCUAGCUACUUCCAUCAUGGUGAAAAAACGGUGACGUAUGACCCUGGUUAUAUCACGAUCUAAUUUUGCCGGUUUUAAUUAUGGUUAACCAAACAAAUCGACAUCAAUGGAGAAGAUUAAUAUACCAAGUAAUAGUUGAUUUUCUCCGGGAACUAGGGGAGAGGCAGCCUCAUUUUCAAGAUUAAGAUUUCACAUUCCCAUUCUUCUCUCUCCAUUAAAAUCACUGCGAAAUUUCUUGAUAAAUUUACAGGAAAAAGGUGUAAAGCAUUCGAACAAAGAGACUGAAAAUAUUGAUACAUUGAGAAUGUGGAGUUUUCCAAAUACAAUCCCAAAUCUUCGUCUUCGGAAGGUUUCUACCGAGCCAAAACUGUGUUGUGCUGACUCGUCAGAUGAUGACACUGGGUCAAGUUCUAGCAGAGAGGAAGGUCUUGAGUGCCCAAUUUGCUUUGAAUCCUUCAAUAUUGUUGAGAAUGUGCCUUAUGUCUUAUGGUGUGGUCACACUCUGUGCCAGAAUUGUGUUCUUGGACUUCAAUGGGCUGUUCUGAAAUUGCCUGCCCAGAAGAUUAAGCUUCCGUUUUUUGUUUCCUGUCCAUGGUGCAGCUUGUUAUCGUUUAGAUGGGUCUAUAGAGGAAAUCUCAAGUUUCCUCGAAAAAACUACUUUAUCCUUUGGAUGAUAGAGAGCUUGAAUGGAGAACGGGCAGAGUCUUCUUGUUCAGUAAGAGAUGAUAGCCGGCCAGCAUUUUCUCCAAGAAUAAGCACACUUAUUGGUUCUCCCAACAAUGAAAGCCCUAGGAGGGUUCAAUAUGCUCAAACUCGAGGAUGGUUGGGAAGCAACCUUGAUAAUAAUCGUGUUGCUGGUAAUAUUAAUGUGGAAAGGCCUCAAUUCUCACUUCAUAAGUCCCUUGAUUACUUCAUUCACGUUGCUUCUAAGUUCCCGCUGGUUAUUCUUUUCUUGGUGAUUAUAUUCUGCGUAAUACCAGGAAGUGUGGCUAUAUUGGUCCUGUACUUGCUAGUCAGUGUUCUAUUAGCUCUGCCGUCUCUUUUGGUUGUUUACUUUGCGUACCCUACUUUGGAUUGGUUAUUGAGAGAAAUUGCCAGCUAAGGUUUGUUUGAUUCUGCAGUUUGUGUUCUUGUUGAGUUUGUUGGCUUGCAAGAUAGUUUCUUCUUUACUUCCAGCUUCUCCAUUAUCCAUGUAUUUCGGUUGCUCAUUGCUUGAUUGAUUAGGGAAGUGUCAUGGAAUGGGAGACCUGUGAAGUUGCAUACUUUCUCGCAGUUGACAUCACAAUUGUAAUGCUUUGUUGUGAUUAUUGGAGUCCUAGAGGCUCAUAAUGAAAUGGGCUUCCCAUAUGAGGGACUAUUAUGAUCAA
Messenger RNA from Chenopodium quinoa (quinoa), 1626 nucleotides. RefSeq lists its product as uncharacterized. NCBI's taxonomy places the organism in Eukaryota, Viridiplantae, Streptophyta, Magnoliopsida, Caryophyllales, Amaranthaceae. The record is from RefSeq and is a predicted model, not a curated record. The transcript is spliced from 3 exons. The coding region runs from base 564 to 1361 and encodes 265 amino acids.